Messenger RNA from Episyrphus balteatus (marmalade hoverfly), 3674 nucleotides. RefSeq lists its product as uncharacterized. Bases 1067 to 3409 code for a protein of 780 amino acids. The transcript is spliced from 8 exons. NCBI's taxonomy places the organism in Eukaryota, Metazoa, Arthropoda, Insecta, Diptera, Syrphidae. The record is from RefSeq and is a predicted model, not a curated record. Gene Ontology annotation, molecular function: protein binding.
UUGCUUAAAGAGGACAUUGCGUCUCUCUGGGAUCGUGUCGUUGUUUUUGGAGAUUAAUCCCGGUUAUGGUUAUAACGACUGCGACGGCGCGACAGGUUCUUCUUUAGCGCUGCAGCAUUGAGUCAUAGCUGUCUUCAGUUUUUUUUAAGGUUGCCUACAAAGAUAUAGAGCUUCGAGAGGCUACCUGUUUAAUUAAGAUAAACAAAUCGUUUUUACUGUGUGUGCACUUUUUGUUGAUAUUUUAGCAGUUUUUUUUGUGCUGUUGUUGUUGUUUUUUAAGUAUAUCGAUUCCUCGUGGUGUCUGGUUGUUAUUCGCUGAUCGUAAGUAAACUCAAGGCAUUUUUAUUGAUUGACGGUAUUGAGCCUUAAUGAAGUCAUAUUUUGUGUCUAUCUCCUUCCGAUCUUGAUGUCCAUCGUCCUUGCAUAUGAAUGUGAUUAUAAGAAAAUCAAGUUUUGUUUCGACGAGUGACUCGGGGGUAUAGUGUGUUGCAUAUUGAUCAGGAGUAGUUUCCAAUAAGUUGUAUUCGAAAAAAAUAAACAUCUCAAUAAAAGUAUCUUUGAGAUUCAUAAAUUCAUUGUUUCCGGUAAUUGAAAAAAGGUACCUAGUCUAUCGGUUGACAGAAAAAUUUACCCUAACUCAAAUCAGGUAUCUUAUCCGUGAGAUAUCUUCUACCUGUUGUAGAUAUCUUUUAGUGCGAACAGGUGUAAUUGUUAUUAUUUGUGUUUCGCACGCUGAUAGUGCAUUUUUUGUUGUUGUUGUUGUUCCUUGGCGCAGACUAUUUUAGUGAGAAACAAACUUCUUGCGAACAUAAAAAUUAAGCUGAUUAGGAAAAAAAAAACAACACGACACGGGAACAGGGAACGUCAACGAUCAACGACUCUCGCUCGCCCAACCAACAAACGGACGUGCAUUUGUGAAUUCCUUCAUCCGAUAAUAAUAUUUUUUCAUAGAAACUUGAAUGGAAAUAAAAUAAAAAUAAAACUCAAACCUAAGCAAAAAACAAAUAAAAAGAAAUACCUACCUAUCUACCUAUCCCCACCUAUCUAUACUUUUUGACAGAAAAUUAUGGAUUUAUCAAUGAAAUUUUUUACAAUGAGAAACCUUAGGAUAGUUGUUGCAUGUCUGAUUCUAUUGAAUUCAUUGAUAACUGUACAGGCUAUUGAAGAUGACAUUGAGAGUAAUGCAACAUUAAUAAGUUUUGAUGAAAGUGCAACGUCACCUUCAACUUCUACAUCAACAACCACAACAACAACUACAACAACAACAUCUACACCAAAGAGUUCGGUUAAGUUUUUCCAAAAAAGCUCACCAAAGAAACGAAGAGUCGAAAUAGACUCAAUUCCAAUUGGCCAAGAUGCAGAAGAUUGGAAAUGUCCGAACAUUACAAGUUCCAGGAGUUUGGAAUGUGGCUGUGAUUUGCCACAUACUUUAAGAUGCAAUGGUGAUCUUCAUGGACUUUCGGUCCUAUCGGAGAGCCUUAGGGCAUCCCCAUAUCCCAUCUCGUUGCUUGAUUGUUCACUAAGGAAUGUGAGCUUUUUGAGUGAUGCUAAAAUUUUUGAAAACAUAUCCUUGCAUGGUUUGGUGAUAUCAUCUGGUGAAAUUAAAAGAGUCCACAAGUCAGCUUUUUUGGGCCUGAAGACACCACUUCAAGCUUUAGGUUUGCCAAGUAACGCUCUUCUUAGUGUUCCCUGGAACUCCAUUACCCAUUUGACAUCUUUGGAACGACUUGAUUUGUCAAAUAAUAAGAUAAAAGCUCUUGGAACUGCUGACUUUGCCAGCUUACAAAACCUCAUUUAUCUUGAAUUAAGCAAUAACCAAAUAUCCAGCAUUUCUGUAAGGUCUUUCACAAAUGCUAAAAGACUUGAAGUUUUAAAGCUUGGAGGCAAUCGGCUGGGAGAUUUUCCUUCGAGCUUGCGAUCGCUUAGUCAGUGUUAUAACCUUCGUCAAUUAGAUCUCAGUUCAAAUUCAAUAAAUGGACCACUAUCAGCGUCUACAAUACCGGCUCUUCGGAAUCUCGAGUCUCUCAACCUAGACAAAAACCUAAUCAAAAGCAUUCAGAAUAAAGCUUUACAAAAUUUCAGCCACUUAACUAGUCUGUCACUUCGACACAAUCAAAUUGAUGUUCUGCAAGAUCAUGCUUUUUACGGACUUGGGGCUCUAGAAAACUUAGACUUGAGUUAUAAUGGAAUUGUUGCUAUAUCAAGUUCUUCACUACAGCAUUUGGCCCGUUUAAAAGUUCUUGAUAUUACUCAUAACUUCUUGAGAGCUUUAACAUCGGAUUUGAUUGCACCACUGCCAUCUUUGAAUGAGCUACGUCUAUCAGGAAAUGAUAUAUCAAUUGUUGCUAAAAACGCAUUUGAUGGAGCUAAGGAAUUGAAGAGCUUAUCUCUUCAAGAGAAUCCACUUUCAUGUGAUUGUACAAUUCGACCAUUUGCUGAAUGGCUUCAAGUUGCCAAAUUACCAUCACAAGAUUUGAUUAGUCCAACUUGUGUUACCCCACCGAGAUUAGAGGGAGCUCCUUUGAUUCAGGUUCCAGUUGAGUCAUUGCACUGUGAUAUGGAUAAUAUUGAAAAGGAUAAUGCCAAUAUCUUAGAGCAACUUGAAGCUCUCUCAAGACAGAAUAACUCGACGAAUAUCAGGGAUCUAAGUGAGAAGAUAUCUUUAUUGGAACUUCAUUAUUCAGCUGAUUAUGGACUUAUUUUGCAAUGGAUUCUGAACCUCAGUCAAGAUGAUUACAUGUGCGAUGCAAUUUUCGUUUACAAAGAAGAAAAUAUCAACGAAAUUCUGAUUGAUAAAUCACCGAUCCAUUGUGAAAGCAAAAUCAUCAACGGUCAAAAUACAGUCAGCGUAAUAGUUCCUGAAAGUUCAAUCUUAGAAAUCGGUGAAAGCUAUCGUUUUUGUCUUGUCCUAGUGCAGGAAGACAAUCCAAAGUCCGAAGUCGUUAUUGGUUGUUCAAACAUUACCAAACUUCAAUUGAGCAAUCCAAAUUCGAAUUUCGAAAUUCGACCACCAACAACUUCACUCAAUCGAAGACCGAUCUACGCUUCUGAUAUAUCUAACUUUGAUCGAGUUUCAACACACAGUGAUGAGAUCAGUGGCAACGAUGACCAAAGUCCACUUUCUGCAGGGCGAAAAUAUUCGAGGUCCGAAUAUCCAAAUGGAGAAAAUGUUCGAGCUUAUAACUUUAUCGAUAGCUUGAACAAAAGCUUCCUGCCUGGACUUGGUCUUGGUAUCUUAGUCACAAGUAUAUUUGUCUUGAUCUGGGGUGCAACCCGGAUAAGAAGUAAUAGUCGUCCAAGUACUCCCACCGCAACAACAUGCUAUGCAGCUUCGGAAAGAAUUGCUCAUUUGGCAGAUCCAGAGCACGGAGCAAGGUAUUUGAAACUGCAAGCAACUACAAGUCUGUAGGGCUUUCAAAGUCUUGAAGACAGCAUUUUUUUGAGUUGAUCCUGUGAAUGGAUUUAAAACUCUUGUGAUAAUUCCAGUACCAAUGUGCCGUGUUCUGCAAAUGCGCAAAAAACAUAUAAAAUACAGUCGAAAGCAGAUGUUUCUCAAUUUUAAUGAGAAACAGAAAAAACAUGAGCUAGGAAGUCUACAAAUAAAAACAACCAAAUAUUCUGUUGUUGUUUCUUCCUCUGUACUUAAUAAUAGAUUAAUGUUUUGUUUUUAUUUU